AUGCUCGGCAAUCUCCUCUACAUCUCCCUCCUCCUCCUCAAUGCCAUUGCCAUUCUCAACGAGGAGAGGUUCCUCGCUCGCGUCGGAUGGUCACAGACGCCCGCCUCUCACAUCGAGGGCUUCCAGGGCGGCGGCGGCAACAUGAUGCAGCAGCAGCACGAAGGCAUCAAGGGUCGCCUUGUCGGGCUCAUCGGCGCC
Molecule: messenger RNA, 198 nt
Organism: Tilletiopsis washingtonensis
Lineage: Eukaryota; Fungi; Basidiomycota; Exobasidiomycetes; Entylomatales
Exons: 2
Biological process (GO): endoplasmic reticulum to Golgi vesicle-mediated transport
Cellular component (GO): Golgi membrane; COPII-coated ER to Golgi transport vesicle; endoplasmic reticulum membrane
Source: RefSeq, a predicted model, not a curated record